Anastrepha ludens (Mexican fruit fly) is the source of this 1956-nucleotide messenger RNA. RefSeq names its product RNA polymerase II-associated protein 3 (gene spag). Lineage: Eukaryota; Metazoa; Arthropoda; Insecta; Diptera; Tephritidae. The record is from RefSeq and is a predicted model, not a curated record. The transcript has 8 exons. Gene Ontology annotation, molecular function: protein binding. Bases 132 to 1826 code for a protein of 564 amino acids.
GGGCUUUUAGUAUGAAGCAGCAUCGUCGUGACAUGAAAGUUUGGUGUUAUUGAACUAACAAACAAUUUCAACUACUUUCUAGAAUAUUUCUUAUUUAACAGUAAACAAAUAUACUCUUUAAAUAAAAUACAAUGGAUGCAAUUAAGAAAUCACAUGAAGCACAGUUACAAGUGCGGCACAAUGCGGAGGAAAUGAGGAACACGCUCAACGAUCUCUAUAAUUGGGAGCAGGAAAUUAAGGCCAAAGAAAGAGAACUCACGCGACAUCCUGAUCCUACAGAAAAAGAAGGGCAACGAAAUGUGCCCAUAAGAAGUCACAUUUUAGAACAAAAACAAACAGACACAAAUAAAGUACAACAACAGCAGCUGUUCAAUUCAGCCUCAGUUGCUAAGGAUGGCGAAAGUUCGGCAGCAACCUCUAGCGGUGCAACAACUCCUACGGAAAAAACUGAGAAACCCCUGGAUCCCAACGAGGAAAAGCGAAAGCAAGCCAAUGAAGUGAAAGACAAGGGCAAUAAGUACGUUAAGCUAGGCGAAUAUGAGGAGGCAAUUUAUGAGUAUACUACUGCAAUUGAUAUAUUCCCAGAGGAUCCAGUAUUCUAUAGUAACCGGGCGUUAUGUUACCUAAAGUUGGAGAGAUAUAAUGAAUGCAUUGAGGAUUGCGAACGAGCCAUCGAAAUCGACAGUUUAACGGUUAAAGCAUACUAUCGACGCAUGCAGGCCAAUGAGUGUCUGGGCAACAAUUUGGAUGCGCUUAAAGAUUGUACCACUGUGCUAAUGAUCGAACCCAAAAACAGUGAAGCAAAUAAAAGUUUAGAGCGCAUCAAUGAAAGACUGCGUAAAAAUGUUAAAACUUCAGUAGGCCCCAGCUUCAGCGUGUCCCGUGACAACAUGAUCGAUAUUUUACCAUAUGAUAAACCGCCUUACAAACGUUCAAGUAAACAGCUGCGUCGGGUACCCAUAGUCGAUCUUAUUGGUCCAAAAAGAAAUUGCGAAAACUUGAAAAUCUCGGAUGAUGACAUAGAUAAAUUAUUUAAUAGCAAUUGUGGUCCUUUUGUUGAGGUCGCAAAGUCCAAUAAAAACUCUGACAUAGCCGCAAGCAAGGAAGACAACCCGGUUGAUAUUUCGUCAUGCGAUAAACCGCCUUACAAACGCGCAAACAAACAGCUACGAAGUGUACCCGCAGCAGAUCUUGUGAACCCAAAGAAAAAUGUUGGAAAUAUGAAAAUCUCGGGUGACCACGUAGAUAAAUCAUUGAAUAGUAAUUGUGGUCCUUUAGCUGAAGGCGCGAAGCCCAAUAAUAGUGCGGAAAGUAGAAGCUUGGGCAUUGCCAUAAGAAAGGGAGACCAAGAAUCUGAACUAGUAGACGUAUUACCUUCAAUUUCAAAUCACGCUAGUGAAAAUAAAUUGUCCAAAGAUAACCAAAAAACGGAUGUGCUCUUGCUGAAUAGAAAUCGUCCCUUGCCGCCUGCACCAACACACCCAGCGCAAUUUUAUUCUAACUGGAAAGAAUUGGCGCCUGCGCAAAAGUACCAGUACUUAAAGAGCAUUGACAUAUCAAAACUGAGCAGAGUCCUUGGGGCAGGUAUGGAUUCUGAAACGUUUAUGGGCGUACUUAAUACUCUACACGACUUCUACUUACCAAACAAAGAUGAAACUACUGCUGCCACUCUCCAACAAGUCUGUAAAAAUAGUCAAGUGGCCAUAUUGUCGCUACUUUUGUCACAAGAGGAAAGGGAAAUUGUUAAAGGCAUUAUCAAUGUUAUCAAAGAGAACGAAGCAACCAAAGUAGCAGCAGAAGAAAUCAGCAAGUGUUUCAAUUUGUAAAUUAAAUGAAUUUCGUCGUUAUUGUAGCGGGUCGAUAGAUUUAUUGUAUUGAAGUGUUCUUGAUUUAGUUUAUAAAUCUAUUAAAAAAAUAUAUUAUAAAUAUUUUUCUGCAGUGCAGCAUCAUUACAUA